This is a messenger RNA of Dicentrarchus labrax (European seabass), 7662 nucleotides long. RefSeq names its product BCL11 transcription factor B a (gene bcl11ba). The coding region runs from base 866 to 3397 and encodes 843 amino acids. NCBI's taxonomy places the organism in Eukaryota, Metazoa, Chordata, Actinopteri, Moronidae. The transcript is spliced from 3 exons. Gene Ontology annotation, molecular function: RNA polymerase II cis-regulatory region sequence-specific DNA binding; DNA-binding transcription factor activity. Gene Ontology annotation, cellular component: nucleus. The record is from RefSeq and is a predicted model, not a curated record. Gene Ontology annotation, biological process: positive regulation of transcription by RNA polymerase II.
CCCAGUGCUCUUCAGUCUCCACUCUCCCUUCUCACCGCAGACUGAACGUCACGUCCGCACUUGAACUUGAGUUUUCUCCCAUUGUAGGAGCCAGAGAGCCGCACAGAGCCGCACAUAGCCGCAAACAGCCCGGGGAUGCGGGACUCUGCAGCUAGCACAAAGAGAAGAGAGGGUGGUAGUCUAUCCUCAAACCAGCACUGGGCUUUGACUCAAAGAGUUAAAGUCUAACCCGCCCGCCUGGCUGGCACUGCCAGUGCAGCACAAGAAGUGCCCACCACUUGGCGACAGCUCCAGAGUGCCGAGAAGAAAAUUGGAUUCCUAUUUUGCACACUUUCAGACGUUAAUUGGCAUCAAGUCACCUGCUUUCUCCGGACAGGGACGCGCGGUGUUCAGGGUGGCCGGAGAGUGGACACAAGUAGUCACUGACCAUCAGGAGGUGACCGCCGACCUCCCGCGUUUUGCCGUCCGUCCCGUCCGCUCCACUCCUUUCAUUGAUCCGCACUCCUCUGACAAAUGGUGUGAAAGCGGUGGAAGACAGAGCCGGACUAUCCCUCUCCCUCACCACCACCGCAACUGAAGAGGCGCGCAACCACUUUGGCAACGAACUCCGACUGAGCGCUCGGCCGCCCAGCGCUGCGCAACGGCCGGUCACCGCAGAGCGCAGGAGCCGCUGCCAGUUGGAGGGAGAUCCGACGCAUAGGGGUCAGUUCGACGGCCACAUUAGGGGCCAGAGCAGAGCGGUCAGUUUGGGGUGGCCAGCGAGCGGCAGGUUUUGGGGCCAGUCAGUAUACAGAAGCAGCAGGAGGAGGAGAGCCGACCCUUCCAGCGCCGCUCUCCGGGCGAUGCCAGUGUAAAUGCCAGGGCGAUGUCCCGACGCAAGCAGGGGAACCCGCAGCACCUGUCCCAGAGAGAAAUAACACCGGAGGUUGAGCUUCCAGAUGGCCGCCUGUUCUCCGACUCCUUACCCCCCCACCCACUCGGCCUGCCCUCCCACCCACUUGGCCUACCUCCCCACCCGUUGGACCCUAGUCUGGCCCACACCCUGCCACCUGGCCUCCACGCAGACCACGACCUGCUGACCUGUGGCCAGUGUCAGAUGACCCUCCCACUAGGCGACAUCCUCCUCUUCAUUGAACACAAGAAGAAGCAGUGCCAAACACCGCUGCUAGCCAAUGGCUGCUACGACAAGAUGACCGACCGGGGAGGAGGCGGUGGGAGUCCGACUUUGCAGAACCUUCAUCACCAUGCGCAGCGGGGGGAGCUGAGGAAGGUGGUGGAGCCGGUGGAGAUCGGUAUCCAAGUGACACCAGAGGAGGAGGAGGUGGGAGGAGGUGAGAGGGGAGAGAGGAUGCCCACCAAAGGGAUUUGCACCAAGCAGGAAAACACACCGGCAGGUGGCAGGGAUGAGCCUUCCAGCUACAUAUGUACCACAUGUAAGCAGCCAUUCCCCAGCGCCUGGUUCUUGCUGCAGCAUGCCCAGAACACCCAUGGUAUUCGCAUAUAUCUGGAGUCCAACCACUCCAGCACAGCCCUCACUCCACGCAUCACUAUGCCCCCACCCAUGGGCAAUGACUCCAUCCCACAGUCUCCCCUCACCAACUUUCUUGGCGACAACAACCCCUUCCAUCUCCUGAGAAUGACGGGCCCCCUGCUCCGGGAGCCUCCCCCAGGCUUCCUGGAGAACCGCCUCCCCAACACACCUCCAUUUGUCAGCCCACCUCCCCGGCACCACUUGGACCCCCAUCGGCUGGAACGCCUUAGUGCAGAGGAAAUGGGUCUCAUCUCCCAGCACCCCAGUGCCUUUGAGAGGGUGAUGCGUCUAACGCCCAUGGCCAUGGAGUCCCAGUCCAUGGACUUCUCUAGAAGGUUACGUGAGUUGGCAGGGAACACCAACAGUACCACACCACCACUGUCACCCAGCAGGGCCAACCCUAUGCACCGACUACUAAACCCCAACCCUUUUCAGCCUGGGCCUAAAUCACCCUUUCUAAGCACCCCUCCCUUACCACCGAUGCCCCCAAACAGCACCACCCCUCCUCAGACACAGAACAAGAUCAAGUCCUGUGAGUUUUGUGGUAAGACCUUCAAGUUCCAGAGCAACUUGGUGGUGCAUCGGCGCAGCCAUACUGGAGAAAAACCAUACAAGUGCCAGCUGUGUGACCACGCCUGCUCUCAGGCAAGUAAGCUGAAGCGCCACAUGAAGACCCACAUGCACAAGGCUGGGUCCCUGACGGGGCGCUCAGAUGAUGGACUGUCUACCACAAGCUCCCCAGAGCCAGGCACCAGUGAUGUCACAGGUGAGGGCAUGAAGAAUCGUGAUGGGGACUUCCAGGGUGAAGGCAAUGAGGAAGAAGAAGAGGAGGAGGAAGAAGAGGAACUUGAGAAUGAGAGUCGACCAGAGUCCAACUUCAGCAUGGAGUCUGAGUUCUACCGGAACCGGGAGAAUGGCUCUAAACCACCCUCAGAGGAGAAGUCAUCAUUUGCCCUUGAAAAGAUGGUGGAAGGUGGGGGGCUCAACUCUAUACAGCAGUACAAUAAUUUGAUAGUUGACAAUCGUAAAAGGAUGCCCUUCUCCAAGAGGUGCUCAGAUGGCCAGCGGGACACUGGGGAUGAGGACUCAGUGGCUGGGGAGAUGGACCACCACCAGCAGGAAGAGAGGACAACCAUUAAUGGCCGGAAUUGUGGCUCCGGUGACUCUUUUUCAGGCCUCUUUCCCCGUAAGCCCACCCCCAUCACUAGCCCCAGCCUGUCCAACUCCUCAAAUAAGAGGAUCAAGAUUGAGAAAGACUUGGACAUUCCCCCAGCACCCCAUAUACCCUCUGAGAACGUCUACUCCCAGUGGUUGGUGGGCUAUGCUGCCUCACGCCACUUCAUCAAAGACCCUUUUCUAGGCUUCACUGACUCAAGACAAUCACCCUUCGCCACCUCCUCUGAGCACUCGUCCGAGAAUGGCAGUCUCCGAUUCUCAACGCCUCCGGGUGACUUGCUGGAUGGCGGCCUGUCAGGCCGCAGCGGCACUGCCAGUGGAGGCAGCACACCUCAUCUGGGUGGGGGCCCCGGUCCUGGCCGACCCAGCUCCAAGGACAGCAGGAGGUGCGACACCUGCGAAUUCUGCGGCAAGGUGUUCAAGAACUGUAGCAACCUGACGGUGCACCGGCGCAGCCACACAGGCGAGAGGCCCUACAAGUGUGAGCUGUGCAACUAUGCCUGCGCCCAGAGCUCCAAGCUCACGCGCCACAUGAAGACACAUGGCCAGCUUGGUAAGGAGGUCUACCGCUGUGACAUUUGCCAAAUGCCCUUCAGUGUGUACAGCACUCUAGAGAAACAUAUGAAAAAGUGGCAUGGAGAACAUUUGAUGACCAAUGAGGUCAAAAUUGAACAAGCAGAGAGAACCUAAACCAGGGUCUCUGUUUCCACACUCUGCGCCACACUUUGACUUAAAAAAAUAACAAAAUGGGGUAGCUGGAUACUCUUUUUCUGAAAUAUUAAUUUUGGGUUAGUUUUUGUGUUUUUAAGAAACUGCCAACUGAGAAAAAAGUGAAAACAGAUCUUAAAACCAAUUGAAGCUGUCUAAACUGCCUCAUUUGGGGUUCAUUUUUAAACAAUCAGUCAGUUGAGUUAUAACAUAUGUGGAGCCUUUAACUGUGCAAUAAUUUCUGUAUUUAUUGAAUUUUGUAUUUUGGCAUGUGCAGGUACAUUUUUAUUUAGACGUUUUUUAAAAUUAGUUUUACUUUGAUUUUGCAUUGCGUUUAAGAAACCCACAAUAUCCUGAGAGUUUUUUACAGAGACGAAAGCAAAUUUUAAGUAAUCUUUUUUGGCCGCUGCUUGUAGGAAAUUGUAUAUUAAGCUAAAUGUGUGAUUUCUUGAAGAGAAGCUGAAUUCAAUCUUCGAUUUGAAAGUGGCGUUAACUGAGAAUGCUAGAAUUAGUCUAUUUUGUGUGAUGACGAUACGCGGACAACAAUCCUUUGGCAUUGUAGCAUGAACUGACUCUAAAACAUGUCAAUAUAAUUGGAUAUGUAGCACUGAGUGUCAUAUUUGACAGUAAAUCUAAAAUCAAAGAAGAUCACAAGGUUUAUAAACCCUGUCUCCUCCUGAGAACACCAUUACCAGCCAGAAGAAACAGAUUCUAGAUAAGGCAGCUGCUGACUGGUACAUAGUACCAAGCCCCGACGACGCUACGACAACCAUCCCUCAUUUCCUUUGCUUUCCACACACCCACUUACUAAAAUCUUACCUACAUUAAUACAUCCAUGUUUUCUAUUUUGCAUGAAGCCAUAUGAUCUAGGCUAUAUUAUUUAUUAGGAGUAAACUGAGCAUGAAGCCAUGCAAGAUAAGCAUGCAUAGAGAUAGAAAGGAGAACGAGACAAGAGAGUGAGCACAGGGACAUCUCAGGGUGAGCUAUACUACUUUCCUUUAUUGGCCCAAAUCAUUCCUAUGUUUCCAGAAGCUUCCAUUUCCAUUUAAUCAUAUGUUGCCCCCCCCAGGCUAAUGUCAAGCGUAAUCCUCAUUUCAAAGUGAUUAUAAUAAUUUAUAUUUGAAGCCACUGCUUCUAAUUCUAACAUUUAAGAGAGAUGGUUAACUUUACUGGAUUUCUGCAGAAAUUCUCAGAUUUUAUGCUCAAAAUCUAUAAAAAUCCAUAUCCCUAUGCAUUUUUUGUGCUAAAAUAUCUAACAAUUUGUUAAAAAGUGGUACAGUAAAAUUUGACUUCUAUUAUUAUAGUAUAAUAGUUAUCAUCUGAUUGAUGAAGUCACCUCUCCAGGAAUAGGAAUCCUGCAUUCCAAGUUUCACUGUUAGUUUUGUGACAGUUGUGUAGAAGAGGAAAAAUAUACCAGUGUGUGCUGAAAUACUAAGACUAAUAGUAAGACAAGCAGUAUCAGUUUGCUCCAUGCCCGUUAUUUAAAAAAAUAAAUCAUAACCCAAGGUUUUCUUUUGGCCCCAUCCACCUCAUAGUGGCACUUUUUAAUUUUUAAAUCAGAUCUGAAUUGAAUGCUAUCAAUGUUCAAAUUCAGAGCUCUUAAUAACAGACCCGCACUUUAUGAUUUUUCCGUCCGACACACACACACAGAGCUGGACAGAGAAGGUACUAAAGGGUCUAGAGCUUGGGAUCUCCUGACGCUGAUGUGCCAAGGGUUGUUAGCAAGGCUUUCCCAAUGCUGGCACUAUAAAAUUGAAAAGAAAAAAAACAAAAACAAAAAAAAACAACAAUUUUAGUUGGGACAGUUUUGUACUGCCAUUCAAUUUGACAUGAGUGUGCCUUGAAUAAUGAUCUUCCUAUUUAUUGUCUCAGACAAAUGCAACACUUUUUAUGAUGCAUCAAAUUGAACAAGAAAACAAAAGGUAAAAUUGUGUUCACUUUAACGUGUAAUUUGACCUUUAAACAGAAUUAUUUAAAUUAAUAGAAAUGAAACAAUGCUGAGUUUAGGUUUAGGAGUACCCAGCACAAUAUCAAUGUGUCUGUGUGUGUAUAUAUGUAUGCAUAUGUACAUAUAAAGGCACAAACCUAUAUAUAGAUAUAUAUCAAAUUCCUCACUCAUAAGGACAAGAGUCUGUCCCUCAACAGAAAAUUCCAGGAGUGGACAAAAGCCACACAAAAUGUAAAGGAAGACUCAACAAAAAUCAGGAAAUGCAGAAACUUAAAAAAAGAAUUUAGUGCACUCUGUCUUAAAAUAAGUUUACAGUAUUGAAACAAGUACAAGGGUAAAAUAAUAUUUGUGUGUAUGUGUGUUUUAAACAAAUGAGUAUUUUUUUCCCCAGGUUUGCUUCUAAAGUUUCUCUGAAUGCCGUAGUGGCGAUGUGUAUAUUGUUUCUUUUCUUUUUCUUUUUCUUUUUUUUUUUUGGUGACGGGGUUUUAGUAUAUAUAUAAAUAUAUAUGAAUAUAUAUUACAUUUUUCUUGUUUACUGUAAAAGUAUACCAGUAUUUGUAAUAUUGGAGAAUGCCUGGGCAUUUUACAAAAAUAGAAAAACUUUGUUUUUUAUUUUUUAUUUUGCAGUCCAAUUUAAAUUGUGGGUCUGUUAAACUGUUUCUGUCACUGUAACUGUAAAAGUCUUAAGUUUUAGUAACUUUUAUUCUGCCUUGGGUGUAAUAAAAUAAAAAAUAAACAAAUUAAAAAAUGACUGAGCUGUAACAAACUUGGAUUUGGUGGUGGGGUGGCUGUUGGGCUGGGGGUGGGUGCUCCCUUAGCAGAUGGAGGUUUUCUCCCAUAGAAACAACAGAACGCUGAUUCUGCUUUUCAGGAAAAACACACUGAGAAUCCUGACUUGUAUCUAUUUUUCUUCUUUUGGAAUGGAUUAUUCUUCAUGGAUGGUUUGAAAUACAUGUGUAGGCACUUGCUGUCUUUCCUAAGGAGCUUGUCUUUUUUUUAACUUGUAGGCUAUGUACAUCCUUAUGUGAAUAGGGUACUUGGAGUACCUCAGGACGUCUUGCUCUUAUAUCGGGUGCAGGGGGAGGGUGACUACAUUCCAAUGACAAGACACAACUCACAGGCUGUCAUGAUGUAUUUUUCCUCUCAUGGGGCUGGACAAAUAACCUGAUGAAUUUGUACUGUUGUAAUAAAUCACAUUGUACAGAAGGGUAUCAAGAGGUUCUUCAACAAUCAAUUUUAGUGACAAAUCACAAGUCGAUGUUUGGUUUACCGCUCCAUUGGUUGUAUAUACUUUUCUAUGACUCAUUUUGUUUGAUUUUUUUUUCUUAUUUGUUUGGGAUUUCUAACUGGCACUGGCAGUGACUUCCUGUGUCUAGGGUAGCGUUGGGUGGGGUGGGGGGGUUAUUCUGUUUGACCUUUGUGACCUCCAUGUCAGUUUUCAGGCACACGCCUCCCCCAUUGAUAUUUCUCGGCAUGAGAACAGAGCACAAAUACAAGCUGUUACAAUUCUUCAUCCUCUGCCUGUUUGUCUCAUUUUAUUCUUUGAGCAAGUCGGACAGAAAGGGACUAUGGAAACACACUGAUAAUGCGAAAAUAUCAUUCACACAAUCUUGUGUAAGGUUUACUUUUGAAAACACAGGCUGCAUAUUAGCUACAAACACAUUUACUGCUGAUGACACUGACAAAAAAACCUAUCAUCAUAUGAACACCCGCCAAUCACAGAAAUGCUGCGAUAACAAAGAAGAAAACAACCUGAAGCAGUACUAUAUUCCAUCCCUUUAAUGCUUUUUAAAACUCAUAGAAAAUCGUUGGGGCUCAGAUAAAACCUUGAAAGCUACUGAUUUCCCAUCAGCAGCACCUCUUUAAAACAAACUAAUCCAGUAAAGUUGCAUUUCAUCGUUUUCUGAUGAUAACAGACUUUUGUCAGCCACUUCCUGAUACUUUUUUGUUUUUUAACGUUUAUAUUGGCUCUCCCUCCACGUCCUUCCAAAAUCCUUCAAAAUCAGAUCAAUCCUUUAUUCAAUGACAGCUUGCAUUAGAUUUACAAUAACAAUAACAAUAAACAACAAAAAAGCAGCUUUGGGAUGACGUUGAGAGAAUGUAAUUUUGAUAUGUAAUAAUGUUUGAUGCAGAGGGGAGGGGCUGGGGGCGGGCUUUUUUUGGAGUAGGGAUGUAAUGCUGUUUGUGAUGUCACUUUAUUUAAAUACAUGAACUGACUCUUAUAGGUUGUUCUCUAUGAUGUCACUGAGGUGUGGCCAGUGGACACCAUUGGCUGGUUACAGUAAACAUGACAUUCAGA